AUGCCGAAAGUGACUGCCUCGGAGCCCAAGGGCCUCUCCAGGUCGCUCCCAUACCCAAAAAAGCAGCCAGCCAAAGGAAUUGCGAGCAGUCAGUCAAACAAGAGCGCUGCAGAAGAGGAGAAGCAGAAAGACGACCCGCCAGGCUUCCGGUUUCUGGACCUUCCUUCCGAGAUCAGACUACACAUCUACGAUUACUUCGCAGUGGAGGAUACAAGUGCUCCUGCAGAUGAUGAAAGUGUGAAGCAGACCAGGAAGUCACUACAAACGGUGUGCCGUCAGAUCAGCAAUGAGUGGACCCCAAUCUUCUUCAGCACAACAACAAUCGUGGUCGACUCAAGCAAUUGCACUGAGCGCUGGGGAAGCAAAACAGACGUCGGGGCUAUUGGCACAGGAACAAUGACAGACAACUUGAAAUACAUUACCAAGCUGAAGUACAUCAUUGCCAUACACAAGAGGUGGUAUAAUUCCCGGAUAGCUGAUGAAUUGGAAUGCUUUCUGAAAGGUCUCCAAGAACGUCUACCGAGACUCCCAUCUCUGGCCGAGGUGACGUUCUGGGUUGGGUUCGACGAAGAAACCAUACCUCUGCGGGCAACCUAUCAUCUGCGUCGCGAAGCAGACAGGAAGAUGGAGCAAUUAGUCUCGCACAGUACAGGGUCGGGCUUCUUGAACGGCUGGAAGGCAGAGACAGGGACCCUCCUCGAUGAAAACCACUUCCCAGCUGAGAUGCAAUUCAUUUUCCGCAGAGAACAACCUCGCAUUGCUAAGGCAGUGGAGGAGUAG
Fonsecaea erecta is the source of this 780-nucleotide messenger RNA. RefSeq lists its product as hypothetical. The record is from RefSeq and is a predicted model, not a curated record. The coding region runs from base 1 to 780 and encodes 259 amino acids. Lineage: Eukaryota; Fungi; Ascomycota; Eurotiomycetes; Chaetothyriales; Herpotrichiellaceae. The transcript has a single exon.